This is a messenger RNA of Sorghum bicolor (sorghum), 1562 nucleotides long. Its product is annotated as AT-hook motif nuclear-localized protein 22. The transcript has a single exon. NCBI's taxonomy places the organism in Eukaryota, Viridiplantae, Streptophyta, Magnoliopsida, Poales, Poaceae. Gene Ontology annotation, molecular function: minor groove of adenine-thymine-rich DNA binding; DNA-binding transcription factor activity. The coding region runs from base 480 to 1298 and encodes 272 amino acids. Gene Ontology annotation, cellular component: nucleus. The record is from RefSeq and is a predicted model, not a curated record.
AGAACAGCCAUGCCGCCAUCGCCAUGGGCGUACGUAUCCCCCACCUUCCCCGAACGUUCACCAUCGUCUCUCUGGCUGCUUAAUUAGCGUACGAACGUACACAUGUGGCACUACAGUUUCUAUAAACAGUAGUGGCAGCUUAGCCACUGGGCAUCCACUGUCCGUACCGUGUAUAUAUGUCUCUCUUCGGGUUGGAGGGAGUCGGAGGUGUCGUCCAUUAUCCGUCGGUGAUAGCGCGCCCCAGAAGGUUUCUGAGUGGUAGGAAUAAGAAAAAUCCCGAGAAGUGCAUUCUCGGCAUAAAUAGCCGCGGAGAGCAAAGCCGGCUAUAGUUUCGUCUCGUCGUCCCGACCAUUUGCUGGCUAGGUAGCUCAGAGACUACUGCCUCCUGAUUAUCUCGCCGCGCGUCGUGUUCAUUUACGGCUACGAAAAUAGUAGGGCUGGCAAAUCGGUGGCCGGCCGGCAGUGCGGCGGCCGAGGAGAUGGGGAGCCUCGACGGCCACUCGCUGCAGCAGGGCCAUCACCACGGCUACGCCCACUCCCACGUCGGCGCGGGCCCCGACAGCAGCGGCAACAACAACAACGACGAGGACGACGCGUCGCCCCCGCCUGCCGGCGCCGCGGCGGGGGGAGGCGGAGGUCCUCGCCGGCCGCGGGGGAGGCCCCCGGGGUCCAAGAACAAGCCGAAGCCGCCGGUGGUGGUGACGCGGGAGAGCCCCAACGCGAUGCGCUCCCACGUGCUGGAGAUCGCCAGCGGCGCCGACAUCGUGGACGCCAUCGCGGGCUUCUCCCGCCGCCGCCAGCGCGGCGUCUCCGUGCUCAGCGGGACCGGCGCGGUCACCAACGUCACGCUGCGGCAGCCCGCGGGGGCCGGCGCGGCGGCCAUCGCGCUGCGUGGCCGGUUCGAGAUACUGUCCAUGUCCGGGGCGUUCCUCCCGGCGCCGGCGCCGCCGGGGGCCACGGGGCUCGCCGUGUACCUGGCGGGAGGGCAGGGGCAGGUGGUGGGCGGGAGCGUCAUGGGGGAGCUCAUCGCGUCGGGCCCCGUCAUGGUGAUCGCCGCCACGUUCGGCAACGCCACCUACGAGAGGCUGCCGCUGGAGCAGGACGCCGAGGAGGGCGCCGUGCUCUCCGGGUCGUCCGAGGGCGGCGCCACCGCGCAGCAGCUGGAGCAGCAGCAGAGCAGCGGGGGCCCCGUCGUGCCGCCGUCGUCCAUGUACGCCGUCCCGCAGACGCCGCCGCACGACAUGUUCGGCCAGUGGGGGCACGCGGCUGUGACGCGGCCACCGCCGACGUCGUUCUAGCUAGCGCUAGCUGCACCUGCACCGGCCUGCCGCCGUAUCUCUCUACCUCUUGCUAGUUAGAGAUUUCCACUUCUUCACUAGGUAUUAGCUACUAGUACUCUAGUCGUUGUUACAUUAGCUCGACUACCCACGCUGUUAAUUAAUGUGCCAUGGCAUGCAUGUGUGAUCUUUUCCCAUUUCUUCUAGCUAUUUGGAGCCUGUGGAAUCAAUGUACAAUUCAUAUUUGCGUAUAUCGGAAUUGGUCAAUGUUUACUUAUCUGUCAA